Bradysia coprophila is the source of this 2162-nucleotide messenger RNA. RefSeq names its product Autophagy-related 13 (gene Atg13). The record is from RefSeq and is a predicted model, not a curated record. Gene Ontology annotation, cellular component: cytosol; phagophore assembly site; Atg1/ULK1 kinase complex. Lineage: Eukaryota; Metazoa; Arthropoda; Insecta; Diptera; Sciaridae. Gene Ontology annotation, biological process: piecemeal microautophagy of the nucleus; autophagosome assembly; protein localization to phagophore assembly site.
CCAUUUUGUCUGAAUUAUUUGACAUUUCAGUCAAAAGUUUUGACGCCCUUACAAAUAAAUCAAUUUUUAACUAUUGCUGAACGGUUAGUAAUUCGUGAAAUGUGCAUAUAAAGUGUCGAUAAUAUCCGCUAAAAUGUUGCCAAAUAUCCAAGACAAACGGGAGUUAGAUAGAUACCUGAAGUUUCUAGUAUUAAAAUCAGCACAAGUUAUUGUUCAAUCUAGACUUGGCGAAAAGAUUAGAACAGAAUGCUAUAUAGGCCAAAAUCACUGGGUGAGUGUUUUUAACGUUGCUAUUCAAGACCAGCCAGACGUUCUGCUCGAGACGAAACGUGUACUAGAUAACACACCUGGUGAUACGACAAUAGCAAAGUUUCCACUAUGUGUCGAAAUAACUUUGGAAACUGUGGAAGGAGACAAAAUGAGCCUUGAAGUGUGGUCAUUGAAUAUAAUAUCUGACCAAAACGAUCCAUUAUUUAGAGCUCACUAUGGGCAAACGUAUAAUGGUAUGAGCAUACUGUUGAAAUCAUUAAUAGCCGUGACGAGAGCAACGCCAGCCUAUAAAUUGUCCCGAAAACAAAGUCCCGAUUCGUAUAACAUUUUUUAUCGAGUAUAUGCGGGCGAACCACUUACUCAUAAUUUAGGUGAAGGAUUCAAACAAGUACGUGUCGGCCAACUAGGCACUGCAGCUGGUACAUUAAGCAUGGCUGUGGCAUAUCGCACAAAGAUGACCAUAUCGCCGACACAGACCGGACGAGACAAUACCAUCAUGUUAAAAAGUGAUCACUUUUUGAAGGACUUAAGUCCAAAGAAUAUUCGCUACCAUCACGCCAAUAAGAAAAAUGAAAAGAAGGUGAUUGAUCUUGACAAGCCAUUGAAGCCUGGUGCCUUCGUCGAUACAUCAAAGAUCAAACAAUAUACUGAAGAAGAUUUUAUCCUCCCGGAAACUCCUCCAUUCAGCUGGCUACUAAGGAAAACAAAGGAGGAGGAACUGGGAACAUCCCCCAAAUCAGACGACGAAUCUCAAAUAAAGUUAGGUGUCUCACCAUCAAAAACUGACAUAUCGAUGAACAAUAACACGGUUCCGUUACGGGGCUCCGGUGAAGCUAUCGCCAAAUCAAAUAGUCCACCAUCAUCUGUACUGGACAGCAAGCGAUCGUUUCGGGGUGGCAAAAAGUUACCGCCAGAAGAUGAACGUUUAAUGAAAGAACUGCAUUUUCCAUUUGCUACACCGAACACACCAAUGAAUGAUUUGGCAAAAUUUUAUCGUGACUGUUUCAAUGCGCCGCCACUGCAAGAAUUCACUCACACACCGGUCGAAGAGGAAGUUACCGUCGACGAUUUGACAAUGCAGCUGGAACAGUUCGAAACAUCACUCGGCGAUUACGAUGCGUUAGUAACAUCGAUAUGCAGUCAAUCCGUUGACAACAAUUCGAAUAGUUAGAAUGGGUUUUUUGGUUGUUAUUUUUUUGCUGAUCAAUACGGUCUUGAUUGCGUAUUCUGUUGCAUGGUGAAUAUGCCAAUAACAUAAAAAAAGAGGAAAAAACGAUGACGAUUUUGUGUUAGAUUUUGAAUUAUGCGCAAAAUGUGGUAGGGAUGUUGGUUCAUUUUUGACUGAAUUUUUUUUCGGUUGUAAAAAUGCUUUAGGGAGAGAAUCGGUGAGAGAAAUUUUGCAAAAAUGUGUAAAAUGGUGAGAGACUAUGCCAUAUAAAUUCUCUAACUUAACUAAGUCUGCGAAAAUACAAAACUGUUUCAUUUAAUAAAACGAAAGAAAUGAGAAAUUUGUUCCUUGCGCAAGUAGAGAAGACAUACAGCGAUAGAUAGACAAUGAGAGAAAGAAAAAUGUUAAUUUAUUUGUGUUGAUUUUAUGAAUUUUUCCAUUUAUUCCGUUUUUUUUUUUUUUUGUUUCGGUUAAUUGAUUUGACAAAGCCAAAUUGUCGUUCUUUGAAUGUUCGUGAGAGAAAGAAGAAAAGAGAUUCUGUAGAACAAAUUUUUAUACAAAUUUUUGAUAUUUUUAUAAAAUGUGAAAAACAUGGAAAAAUAUAAAUUAAAAGAAAAGUUUGUGAGAAACUUAAAAGCUUAAAUUUUUAUAAAAGAAAACUGAAUUAUGUGAAACAAUUAACUCUAUUUACACAUGAACACAGUGUUGUAUUAGAUCAGAAGAA